Molecule: messenger RNA, 1403 nt
Organism: Astyanax mexicanus (Mexican tetra)
Lineage: Eukaryota; Metazoa; Chordata; Actinopteri; Characiformes; Acestrorhamphidae
Gene: ferd3l
Product: fer3-like protein
Exons: 1
Coding region: 528-1004 (158 amino acids)
Biological process (GO): regulation of transcription by RNA polymerase II; developmental process
Molecular function (GO): RNA polymerase II transcription regulatory region sequence-specific DNA binding; DNA-binding transcription factor activity, RNA polymerase II-specific; protein dimerization activity
Source: RefSeq, a predicted model, not a curated record
UUUGGGACAUCAUUAAGGGCCGGCGAGGACCCCUGAGAUCAAAUGGUAGAACCAGAGCAGAGGGACUCGUAGACCCAUCUCUCUCUCUUUCCUUCUGUCUUUUUUAUUUUCUCUCUCUCUAUUCCUCGGCUGGACUUUUGGAUUGGAUUGGAUUUCGUUUCACACCUUUAUAAAGACAUGAAAGUGGAGGUGAAUUAAAAGACUUUAUUGAAACAGCAGGACUGGGUGCAUUGGACCUGUGCCAUAAAGGAACUGCCUUCUUUGCUCUGAAUGGGAUUUCCAGAGUGAAUAGCAUCGUCGCUGGCAUCCACGCGACCCUGAACCACUGGCUGUCGGAUCGCAUUAGGCUUAAGAUGCAAUGACUUCUUAGUAGACCCUGAUCCACCUCUUCUUUUAUAAAUGACCCUGGUUAAAGACCACUUGCUUGAACAUCCGACAUGCAGCCCCUACCAAUGGACCAGAGAUUUUUGAUGUUCGGGUGCUUGAACCCUGUGAUCGCUGCAUUGUAAUGUAAGUAUGUAAGGAAAAUGAGCACGCAAAGGCCGUUCAUUGACCCAGCAAUGUUCAACAUUGUCAGCGACAUGAACUGCACAGAGGUUCCUCCGCGGUGCGUCUUUGGACCAGCAGAAGGCCUGGACGCGCCGACCUCAUAUCACAUGGACUUUAAUGGACCACAUCAGGGCUUGACCUCCAUCCAAAGAAUGGAGAGCUCAGGUGCAGAAGCCGCCAACUUCAGCGUUGAUCGCUCCUCCAUCGAGACGUCGCCCAUCUAUCAUGGAAGUUCUCACAGCGGGAGAUCCAGGAGGAAGCGGGUGAUCACCACCGUCCAACGCCAGGCCGCCAACAUCAGGGAGCGCAAACGGAUGUUCAGCCUGAACGAGGCUUUCGACGAGCUGCGCAAGAAGGUGCCCACCUUCGCAUACGAAAAAAGACUGUCGAGGAUCGAAACGCUGCGCCUGGCUAUUGUCUACAUCUCUUUCAUGACGGAAUUACUAGAAAAAUAAUUUAAAAAAAGAGAGGAAUUAAUGGAACUCACAUAUUAUUUAUUAGACUCAUUUGGACAUACCUUGUAUCGUAUGCAAAGUUGGAGCGACCAAUUCUGGUGCAAUGACAUUUAAUAUUUUUUGGUUAUUUCAUUUUUUUUAAUGGACAAAAACCGCGCCGCUGCACGAUGUACAGUAUGUUGUUUGGAGGCAGAAAAAAAAUGUUCGCAGAUGAAAUACAUGGUUUCAUUUUAAACAUAAAACAAUACAAUCAGAAACAUACUUUAACUGUCUUUUAAAAUGUGCAGAAUAUGUUUAGGUUUAAGUUUGUCUCUUGUAAGAAUUCAUUCAUCUACAUUCACUCUUAAAAUCAACAAAAUGUGGACAGGCCUUUGCAUAAUAAUGUUUGAGAACAUGUUU